Messenger RNA from Bipolaris sorokiniana ND90Pr, 276 nucleotides. RefSeq lists its product as uncharacterized. The annotation marks the transcript as partial. The record is from RefSeq and is a predicted model, not a curated record. Gene Ontology annotation, molecular function: DNA binding. NCBI's taxonomy places the organism in Eukaryota, Fungi, Ascomycota, Dothideomycetes, Pleosporales, Pleosporaceae. The transcript is spliced from 2 exons.
CGUUCUAUACAGACUUCUCGUGAAGGCAGAAUAAGCCUUGCUAUCGCAUCUUAUCGUAAUAAUCCAAAACAAUCUAUUCGUGCUCUCGCAAAAGCCUUUGAUAUACCACAAUCUACACUACACACGCGUAUCCAUGGUACGCUCUACUCGCCGCGCGUGGCCAAAAUCCACCUCCAGCACCUAUUGGCAAGAAGUGGGUGUCGCGCUUUAUCCAGAACCAGCCAGAGCUCCAGACAAAGUGGACUAGAAAGUUUAGAGCCAGCGCGCUCUCUCUGA